Molecule: messenger RNA, 4170 nt
Organism: Chaetomium globosum CBS 148.51
Lineage: Eukaryota; Fungi; Ascomycota; Sordariomycetes; Sordariales; Chaetomiaceae
Exons: 3
Coding region: 1-4170 (1389 amino acids)
Biological process (GO): DNA integration
Molecular function (GO): nucleic acid binding
Source: RefSeq, a predicted model, not a curated record
AUGACGACCGAUCAGACAAAAAGUCAGUCUCGAUUCGUCUAUCUAGACGGCCCCGGCGACUGGGAAGUCUGGGAACAAGACUUCUUGAGCAAAGUCAAGCUCCAACGCGUCUGGGACCAAGUCCAGGGAACGAAGCCCCUGAGGAAAGAACCGAUAUGCCCGGAACCCGAUCAGGGCUACGCAACCCGAGCGAACGCGGCCCGAGGCGCGCAAUCCGCGACAGACUCGACAAUCACCGUAGCUUCAGGCUCUCGACCGAUAUCCGUGGCGGAUCUCACCGACGGCGGCCGCACUCGAUUCAACGAAGACAUGGCAACCUACAUCCGUCUGGAAACCCUCUACGUGCAAGAAGCGAAGGCCAUGGCAGAAAUCGGCGAGUUCGUCAUCAAGACCGUCAACCCGAAGUAUCGACGGACCUGCUGCAAAGCAGAUGACUCGAUCUCCCAGUGGUACAUCAACCUGAAGAAAGAGGUGGGAGCCACAACCGAAUGGGGAUACAACAAAGCCAGCAACGAUUACCACGAAGCCCUCAAGCCAUUAGCGAAAAUCAAGGACUAUGAGACCUUCAUCGACAAAUGGGAAACGGCAUUUUCCGUCGCCAACGACAAGGGAGUCGCCGAGACGCUCAACUACCUCUCGUGGUCGCGGGAUUUUUUCCGAUCCAUCAAGAACGUUCCAGAGGCUGUCGCGUGGGGAAUAUCAUACCGUCAAACCAAAGGGCAAGACUUCCAAGAAGGGAAGCUCACGUAUCGUGACUUUGCGGUGGACUUUCGCAACGAGAUGGGCCUGGUCGCGCCCACAACAAUGCACAAAAAGAUUGGGAGAGGUGCAUUUGGACCUACCUACGCGGAUCAGGAGGCCAACGACCAAAACGCAGAAGGCGCAUCCAGAGGGCGGGGAGGACGCACCCGUUCAGGCAAGAAACGCACGCGAGACAACCGAUCGUUUUCGUCGAAGUGCAUGCUCUGUGACGUCCCGGGACACAAGAUCGAGGAGUGUUUCUUUCUGUCCCAACAAGCCCCAACCUGGUUUAGUCUCGAUUGCUCAACGGAGAGGUUCUUCAAUAAAAGACCAGCGCUUCCUGACGACUAUAUCGUGGCAGGAGACUCCCGAUUAGCCGUCAGGGGAUACGGAGACGUAACCAUCCAGUUGGGGACCACGCGGAAGGUCAUGAGACUUCGAGACGUGGCAUUCAUCCCUAGCAUUCAGUGCAACUUGGUCUCCUUGCGUCUCAUCAGACGGCAGGGAUUUUACUGGGACAACCGAAAUGACCCAACCCUCCUCAGGAGAAGAGUAGACAACUCUGUGGUGUGUCGACUCCGGGACCUACACGGGCAGUACGUCAUCGAAUACAACGACGCCAAUUCCAACCAUGCAUCUUUUGCAACCCGAUCAGCACGCUGGACGAACUGGAAACGACCAUCAGUCACAGCAGAAGCCCAGAAAUGGCACCUCCGAUACGGGCAUCCAGGACCAGAGGCCUUAGCCCGACUGCAGCGGACAGCUCAGGGGGUGAAGAUCAGAGGGCCAACCACAGUCCAGUGCGAGGCAUGCGCCAAGAGCAAGAUCAAGCGACAGAUCAGCCGUCGUCCACGCCAAUUUACCCAAGGGGUAGGCGAGAGACUAGCCGUCGAUUUCCACGAAUACACCCAAGGAUACGAAGGAUUCAAGCACCUGAUGCUGGUCACCGAUCGCUGGUCUGGACUGGUCUGGGAUUUCUACCUCACCGAUCGGAAGGGGAAGACACUUGUGGAAGCCUUUGACGGACUCUGGAUCUACCUGGACACGCAGUACAGGAUUCGCCCCGCGGUCAUCGAGACCGACAACGAAGUCAUGAAACAUGACGGGAUCAUUUCAUGGGCAGCCGAGAAAGGUAUCCGUUUCGAGCCCUCAGCACCGUACACUCAAGCACAGAACGGCGGCGCAGAGCGCUCAGGGGGUGUGAUCAAAGAAAAGGCGAGAGCGAUCCGAGAGUCAGCAAAAUUUCCAGAGUUCCUUUGGCCAGAAAUCGUCAAAGCAGCAGUCUAUCUUCAUAAUCGCACUCCGACGCUGAUCAACCAUUGGAAAUCACCAUACGAGCGAUUCCACACACAGAUCGGAACCCACGCGGGAGGAUUCGCCCAGGCAAGGAAGCCUGAAGGCACGCAUCUGAAAGCGUACGGAUGCAAGGCAUACGCCAUGACGGCGAAAGCACAAGAGAAGAAGGAUCGAAUCAGGAGAUUCAACCCCAAGGCUUGGGUAGGAUAUUUGAUCGGAUAUCAAUCGUCCAACAUCUAUCGAGUAUGGGUUCCCUCGCUCAACCGCGUCAUCAGCACCAGGGACGUGAUCUUCAACGAAGACGAGUUCUUCAGCGGCAACGUGGAACAACUGCGAGACGACUUGCGGAUCCUCAACGAAGAGGACCUGAAGAAGGCCUUGGACACUGCCGAAUUACCCGAACCCGACCUAGAGGACGAGCCAACAGGCCGAUCAGGAGAAGACGAGGAAGUGAUGGACAUGGGAGAUCCUCUGGAUCCAGUGGAAGACUCAAGCUCAGAGUCGAAGCUCACCUCUACACGAUUCGAGCCUCUCCCUACUCCGCCUCAGUCCCCUCCAGCAGCGUUCUUCACCACCAUGUACGAGAAAACGUCAUAUGACGAGCCCCAGGACCAGGAGUCAACCUACAAUGCUUGGCAGGGUGUUGAAGCCUACAAUGUCUCGAGGCAAGAAGGCCCGAGGCAGGCGACUUUCCCCUACAAUGUCAAGCAGGUUGCAGCGGCCUACAAUGCCAGUCAGGUUGAAGUAACCUACAAUGACACCCAGCAGGCUACCCCGUGGGAGCAGGCCUACAAUGCUGGAAGGCAGACCGCUGAUCCGAAGUCCGCGAGGGGAGAAGCGUAUCAAGCGCGCAGACGUCGGCUUAGACCGAUGCGAUCCGGUUACACGGACGCAAACAAAGGGACGAUCCUCGAGCGACUGAAGGCUCUACAAAGGACUCACAGAUCAGAACUGCCAGUACCCCCAAAGAACGGGAGAGUGCAGGAUCACCCCUUAAAGGAACUGUUCCAUCAAGCGGAACUCGAUCACCUGAAGAGCCAUGACCAGAUGCAGUCCUGGAGAGAAGUUCCCAGGACUGUGGCCCAAGGCAAACAGAUCCUUGGUUGCAUGUGGGUAUACGUCUACAAGACGGACAAGCACGGUUACUUUGUGAAGUGCAAGGCUCGUCUGGUCAUCUCCUCAUCGAGCCCCUGCUGUUUCAAGAAGGACGGCAUCCUUGUGUUCUUUUACGUCGAUGACAUAGUCUUCGCGUUCCGCAAAGAAAAGAGACUCCUAGAAAAGGUUCUCGCCGCGAAGCUGGGUCAGCGAUACGAACUCUCAGGGGGUGGGGGACUUCAAUGGUUCCUCGGGAUCGAAGUGAUCAGAGACCGGACAAAACGUUUGAUCAGGCUCUCUCAGACGGCGUAUAUCGACAAGAUCAGCAAGCUGAUUCGAGGACCGGCGAAAAGCGAGGUGCCAAUGGGCCGAAACGAACUCCUACCAUACGAUGGUGUGACUACCGCCUCCGAUCUGAACUGGUACCAGAGAACGAUCGGAUCGAUCCUGUUUGCCGCCGUACAGACAAGGGCCGAUAUCUCUUUUGCAACAUCAAGACUGGCUCGAUUUCUCAACAACCCGGGGCCACAGCACUGCCAAGCUGCCGAUCAGGUCCUAACUUACCUCAAGAGGACGCGAAACUACGCCCUUCAACUUGGAGGAGCAGACACGCUUGACAUUGCCAGUGACGCCUCAUUUGCUGACAAUUCGCUUGACCGGAAGAGCUCCCAGGGACUGGCCAUGAAACUAUUUGGAGGUCUGAUCGCAUGGAGGGCUAACAAGCAAGAUACGGUCACCACGUCAAUCCACGGAGGCCGAACUCCUUUCCCUUUCGCAAGCAGCCAAGGAAGCACUCUUCAUCGACAGGCUUCUCAAAGAGCUGACAGUCGCUCUCGAAGACAACUACCUCAGGAGGCAAUGCUGCAUCAGCCAGACGACGCGACUGCUGGACCUACCGCUCAUCCACAGCCUUCAGGGUGCGCCAGCGGUCGCCACGUGGACCUGCAGCAUCCACUUGACCUAGCUCGGCUUCGGGAAGCCUGCAACAAGGCGGUCAUGGAUCACUCGAGUCUGCGUACACGCCUUCAGACAAGAUGA